AUGGCCGCCUACACAGGCUACGCGACAGUCUGUCACCAAUUGCUGGAGGCGCGCGCUCCGCCGGACAUCACCAUGCCCAUGGGGUGGACGCCGCUGCACCUGGCCGCUCAUCACGGCUUCGGCGAGGUGAUCGAUGUGCUUCUUGCUGGAGGUGCUAGCGUGGAUGCUUCCACUGAUGACAAAUGGACUCCGCUCUUCAUGGCCGCGAAAGCAAACCAGGAGGAUGCCGCGGAUCGCUUGGUCCGGGCCGGCGCCCAGCUCUCCACAGCUACGGCCGCUGCUGCCAAGACGACGCUCGG
Molecule: messenger RNA, 299 nt
Organism: Symbiodinium natans
Lineage: Eukaryota; Dinophyceae; Suessiales; Symbiodiniaceae
Source: the annotation of a GenBank genome assembly